AAUUUGCUGAAGGGAUGAACACACACUAAUGUUCGCCGACGUCCCCGCCAUAUCCAUGGGUGGUGGGUUGCAUCCCUGUCAUUGCAUUUACAUUAGCAACACAGUAAUUGCAGUAUAAAACUAGCUCCAUCAAAACGAAUAUAAUCACAUUACUUUGCCGCAUUUUAAAUGGUUUCACAAAUUUGCAGAUACAAAAUAAUUUAAGGGUCAAUUUCAGAUGAAUGCCAAAUUGUUAAUGAAAUCAACUAUGAGUAUUACCCAAAAAACAAUUGUACAUCAAAACUGCCAUGAUUUGCACAAAAUGGACACAUAAAGCGUAUAUGAUCCAAUAAUCACAAAAAAAAAAAAAAAAUGACAGAAAUUACACAAGCAAAUAAUUAGGUUACAAAAUCCUAAAUUAUAAGAGAGAAAAUUAUCAUGGUGCCUCUAUUUUGAACUAUUGAAAGCACCAUAAUAGUUUAUUCAGCAAAAACAAAACUAUAUCUAAUUAAAAGGAGCAAUAACACUCGAUGAACAAAGAGAAAGCAGUGAAAAUACCCACAAUAUCCCCUUAACUUAAGCCAUUUACAACUUUACAAGACCAAACAUUGAUCAAUUGAUCCGUACCAUAUCUCACACAUAAAUUUCCCGGGAAAAUUGAAAUCUGUGAAACAUUCAAAUAUCACAUGGGUGUAAGUUCUGGUGCUUCAGCCAUCAAAAACUUCCUUCAAAUCAACCCCAUUGCUGAUAAACUCAAACCCACCAAGGCAAAAUCCACCAUUAACACCAUUCUCGCUCACCUCGAAGCCGGCCGCCUCAAGAAAGCCGUCUCUCUCCUCUUUUCUUCUCCUUUUCCCUUUGAUCUCCCGCUUUACGGCCACCUCUUUCAGCUCUGUUCUGCAAAUCGAGCCAUUGUUGAAGCUCGUAAAGUCGAGUCUCAUUUGAUCUCGUACUAUGAUCCACCUCCCACGUUUUUGCUUAACCGCGCGAUUGAGGCGUAUGGUAAUUGCCGGUGUGUGCAGGAUGCACGUGAACUGUUCGAUGAAAUGCCUCACAGAGAUGGUGGGAGUUGGAAUGCUUUGAUUACUGCGUAUGCGAAAGGGGGGUUUCCGCGUGAGGCGUUGGGGCUGUUUUUGGAUAUGAAUCGGUCUGGGGUUUCGCCGAGUGAGGUUACGUUUGCGAGUGUUCUUGGGUCUUGUGGGGUUUUGUUGGAAUUGGGUUUUGCUAGGGUUGUUCAUGGGUUUGUUGUGAAGUUGGGGUAUGGUGGGAAUGUGAUAUUAGCGAGUGCUUUGGUUGAUGUUUAUGGGAAGUGUGAUGAGAUUGUUGAUGCUCGGAGGAUGUUUGAUGAAAUUGAUAGACCGAAUGCAGUUUCGUGGAAUGUGAUUGUAAGGCGGUAUCUUGAAGUGGGUGAUGAGAGACAGUCGAUUUUAAUGUUUUUUCAGACGAUUCAAACAGGGGUAAGGCCAUUGACGUUUACCUAUUCAAGUGCUCUUGUUGCGUGUUCUACUAGGCAGGCGUUUUUAGAGGGAAUUCAGAUACAUGGUAUUGUAAUUAAGUAUAGACACGAAGAUGAUGAGAAAGUUGCUACUUCUCUGAUCGAUAUGUACGUGAAAUGCAAUGAUGUUGUGAGUGCCAGGAAGAUAUUUGAUCAGCCUAGUGUUAAGGAUUUACUUUCUUGGACUUCUAUGGUAUCAGGAUAUGCUAUGGCAGGAAGACUUAAAGAAGCCCAAGAGCUUUUUGAUAAGAUGCCUGAGCGAAGCAUCAUCUCUUGGAAUGCAAUAUUGGCAGGGUAUGUGCGCUUUGGCCAAUGGGAGGAGGCCCAAAGUUUUAUUUUCAAGAUGCGCCAGAACAUUAAUGAUGCUGAUGGUGUAACUCUGAAUCUAGUGUUGAAUGUGUCCACUGCACUCUCAGAUAUUGAGUGUGGUAGUCAAGCUCAUGCUUACAUUUAUCGACAUGGAUUUGAGUCUGUUAUAUAUGUGAACAAUGCACUCAUUGACAUGUAUGGAAAAUGUGGGGCCUUAGGAAGAGCUAGAAUUUGUUUUCAUAACAUGAGUGGUCAGAGGGACACAAUAUCGUGGAACUCCCUGAUGAACUCCUUGGCACAACAGCAGAUGAGCAUGGAUGUUAUUACUAUGUUCCGUGAGAUGCAGAAGGAAACAACUCCAAAUGAAUAUACAUUUUCAACCCUUCUUGCAGCAUGUGCUAACAUAUAUGCAAACAACCAAGGAAAACAAAUCCAUGGUUUUAUGAUCAGGAAUGGCUAUAAGAUAGAUGAUGUUAUUUUAAGUGCUUUGCUUGUGAUGUACUCAAAAUGUGGACAUCUUGAGUAUGCACUCAAGGUCUUAAAAAAUGCAAAACCGGGGGAUGCAACCCUCUGGAAUUCUAUGAUUAUUGGGUGUUGUCGUCAUGGUAAAGCAAGGGAGGCUCUUGACUUGUUUAAUUUGAUGAAAGAGAUUGGGGUUGAACCUGAUAAUGUUACCUUCCAGGCAGUUUUCAAUGCAUGUAUUUGUGAGGGAUUUGUUGAUGAGGGCAAGAGAUACUUUGAUACCAUGAUCAAUGAUUAUGGCAUCACGGUCAAAUUAGAGCAUUAUGAGUGCAUGAUUAAUCUAUACACCAGAUAUGGAGCGAUGAAGGAGCUUGUAAAGCUUUUAAAAAUGCCUUUUAAACCAACCAUGUCUAUGUUGACAAGGAUUUUUGAUGCUUGUAAAGUAUAUUCUAAUCCAAGAUUGGCAAUGUGGGUAGCUAAAAAGUUGAAUUAGCUGAACCAAAGCUAAGCCACCCAGUUCCGUACCAUAUUGAUCGCCAUCUUGAUCGCCACUUGAUCAAAUCCAGUCUGCCCACUUGAUCGCCAUCGUUCUCCAAAUUAAAAGAAGCAGGGCAUUGUAGCAGGAGUGAUUGAUCCUUUCAUGGCUCAUCACUUUGGCUGCACUUUGCUGUGUGGCAUGGACAAUUUCCUUGCCUGUGUUUUGACGUAUCUUUGAUCAAGCACAAUACAAUGCUCAAUAAGGGAAACUCAAGCUCUUGCAGAAUCUGCUAAUCGGUAAUUGGACGCAUUCUAUGAAGGAAAGUAGGCAAAAAUGUGAACUGGCAGGAACAACUUUUAUUUGCAGUCUUGAAGGUCUCUUUUCAGCUUCCUCAUCUUAACUUUUGAGAUCAUGCUGAGAUUUAAGUGUUCAUUUGCAUGAUUACGUAAUUCUUUAUUUAAGGUUAAAGAUAACUCAUCAUCGAUACAAUCAGCUAGCAUCAAGGAAUGGCUCUUACGGCUGACUCACUAGCUUAAAACUAUCAUAAUCCACAUCUGCAAUUUCGAGGCCAUGCUGAGACAUAAGCAAUGCAAACGCGUUAUCCCUAAGCAUGAUGCAUAGUCAGACGACUUAUUGCUUCUCAAAUCAAAACGCUACAACCCAAGGCACAUUUUGUUUACUGUUGAAUGAUUGGAUCAUAGGUCUAUAAUUAAGUUGGCUAUAUAUUUGUGUCGGAUCAUACUUCAGGAGGUGUAUAAACUAUUACACCACAAAUAAUUAAAAUCUACUUCGUCGAAUUUAACUAAUGCCUCAGUUAUAUUCUUGUUUCAACCAAUUGUAAAAUGUUUUACUUUGUACAUGGACAACACGGGUCGCACACCAUCAGAACAAAACCAAAUCAUCU
This is a messenger RNA of Chenopodium quinoa (quinoa), 3627 nucleotides long. RefSeq names its product pentatricopeptide repeat-containing protein At3g26540-like. Gene Ontology annotation, biological process: RNA modification. The transcript is spliced from 3 exons. The coding region runs from base 666 to 2738 and encodes 690 amino acids. NCBI's taxonomy places the organism in Eukaryota, Viridiplantae, Streptophyta, Magnoliopsida, Caryophyllales, Amaranthaceae. The record is from RefSeq and is a predicted model, not a curated record. Gene Ontology annotation, molecular function: RNA binding; protein binding.